GUCAAAGUCAUUUUCGCUAUUUUGACUUAUCUAUCCGAUUCAUAACCUAAAAAUAUUAUUUAUUUUUGAAAUUUAAUAGUAAAAAUGUCUAAUAAAAAUUUGUUUAUGAAAUCGGCGUUUGUACGAGCGCCAUUACAGAAUGGUGUUGGUCGCUACGUAUGUCAAUUACAAAGAGUUGUUUUGAAAUUCUGUAAAAGUCACGGUGGGAGCCGCGGAAUAAGAGAUUUCAUUGAACAAGACCUAGUAGAAUUUGCGAAACAAAACCCGAGUGUGGUGGUUUACUUAAAACCUCGCAGACAUAGAGGGCCUGUUCUUGUUGCUGAGUAUUUAAAUGGUGAUAGAGUAUGGAUGAAUGUGCACAACAAGACUCACUCGGAAAUCACAAAAUGGAUGGAAGUACUUCGUACCCAACAAGGAGACAUUUCUGGAGCACGUCUCAAAAAAUACCAAUACACAGAUUAUCCAUCCGUCCAGGGUCCCUGGACUCCAUUCACUUUCAAAGACCCAGAACUCAAUAUAGCUUCGUUACCUGAUCCCAAGUUCGGUGCUAACAACAGAUUGUCUGUAUCUGCUACUGAAAAGCUAAGACUUAUGUUUGAGAAGCAAGCAAUUAGUGAAAAGGACGUUAAGACAGGAGAAUAAAAUAUUAAAUAAUAUGAACUUUUUUUUGUCAAUUUUGUAUGAUAUUUUAAAAAGAAGACCAACACGAUUGCUCCAAAGUGGUAUUGACAAAUACUAUUCAACAGUAAAUACCACCUUAUGUAAUUAGUUAAAAUUCUAAUUCUAUGAGGUUGUCCAAAUAGGUUAGGCAGCAUAACUUAUAUUCUAAACAUAGCAGAUGAUUAAAACCAAUUGGAUUACUCUGCAACAGAAGUAAUAUAAAAUUUAAUAAGUGGGAAAGUGUUUGUUAUGCUUUGUCACUCAAUCGAUCAUUAUGUAAUUUUGCAUACAUGUUUUCAUUUCAUGCACACACAUCUAGAAACUAGUAUGUAAUGAAAUUCAAUGAGAGCCUAGGAUGAACCUAUAACAGUUUUUAAUCAAAACUCUUAAAUUACAAUGUUUGGCAAACUCUAAAUUUGCUACAAUCAUUAUUUUUAUUUUAUCAAAUAGGAUGCCAACGUUAUAUAUUAAUAUAAAAUAUUGUAACUUAAUAUUCAAAAAAUAAGAAAUUAUCUUGACAAAAUAAAAUAAAAUCUUAAUAUCAUUUCUAUCUACAAUCUUGUUAAUCUUCCUUAAAAUUGUUCAUACAAAAUUGACAGAUGCUAAUAUUUAAUUACAAUUUGAAAGCAAAUAAUUGUAAUA
Messenger RNA from Nymphalis io (European peacock), 1302 nucleotides. It is a transcript of the gene mRpL43, whose product is annotated as 39S ribosomal protein L43, mitochondrial. The transcript is spliced from 3 exons. Bases 85 to 642 code for a protein of 185 amino acids. Gene Ontology annotation, biological process: mitochondrial translation. Gene Ontology annotation, molecular function: structural constituent of ribosome. The record is from RefSeq and is a predicted model, not a curated record. NCBI's taxonomy places the organism in Eukaryota, Metazoa, Arthropoda, Insecta, Lepidoptera, Nymphalidae. Gene Ontology annotation, cellular component: mitochondrial large ribosomal subunit.